AUGUAUACUCAAGCCACUCCUACUAUCCUUGUCGAGAACGUCGGCGUCUCCCAUCGCGAGAACCCCGAUACUGAAAUUGCUGCUCUGAUCAACGCUGCCUGGAGCAUCGUGGUAGGGCAGUAUACGGGGCAGGAAGACACUCGCUUCAUCACUGCCACUACGUCGGGAGAGGCCGACGAUCUUGAAUCCACCUACCAAAUCUGCAACGCACAGCUCGACGGCGCAACAACAAUUUUCGACUUCAUCCAACAAACACACCAAGCGACGAAGGAGCUGGCCUCCGACCAGGUCCCUUUGGCUCCUUCACGAAAUGAAACUGCUACCUCGCCAUUCCUACAAUCCAUCACGACCCUCACCUCCAACAAGACCUACCUCAACUCCUCAUCUCCCAGCCAUCUUGACGCUACGGGCGCGCUAAUUGAGCUCGUGGCUAUCCCUCUGCCAUUUGACAAGCUCGAAUUUGUGGUGCGUUUUGCACCAAACACAAUCGACCAGGAACGAGCCGAUCGCCUCGCGGCUGCCUUUGCGCACGUUCUUAAUUUGAUCAACAACCCCGACCGGCGUCACGACCGCUUAGACGCCGUCGAUCUAGUCAGUGACUACGACAAGGCAAAGCUUUGGACCUGGAAUAGCGUCCAGCUGCCAGAGACGGUCGAAUCAUGCGUCCAUCUCCUCUUCCGUCAGCGCGCGCAGGAGGAGCCGGACAUGCUCGCCGUGGACGCCUGGGACGGCCGCUUCACGUAUGGCGAGCUGGACGCUAUUUCCGAUCGCAUCGCAGUCUGGCUAGCCCAAGAAGAGGGAAUCCGACCGGAAUCUAUUGUCCCCCUGUGCUUUGAGAAGAGCCGCUGGGCCAUUGCGGCCCUUUUGGGUGUAAUCAAAGCAGGGGGUGCUAUUGUGUUUAUUGACCCAGCUAACCCAGUCAGCCGCAGGCAAGAUAUCAUGGAACAAAUCGAAGGUAAGUGGGUGCUGAGCUCCAAGAGCCAGGCCGAAACGUGGGAAAAGGAAAUGGGCGUGCGAGCUAUCGUCGUUGACGAACAAUUCGUUGCCUCCCUCCCCGUCGAUGAUCAGAUCCUCGAGUCCGGCGUUACCCCUAACAAUCUCCUCUACCUCAUCUUUACUUCAGGAAGCACAGGAAAGCCGAAAGGCUGUCUCAUCCCGCACAAGGCAUUCAUCUCGGGUGCCCUCGUACACGCCUCUCUAUCCAACCUCUCUCGCGGGAGUCGAGUCUUGCAGCUCGCCUCGUACAGUUUCGAUGUGAGUAUGCUGGAGAUCAUGACUUCGCUUAUCUCGGGUGCAUGUGUAUGCACUCCAGACAUGGCUAGCAUGGCCCAGGGUCUCCAGCCCAUCUUCGACAAAUUCGACAUCACAUGGUCCUUUUUGACGCCGUCGCUCGUCAAGCUACUGCGACCCGAGAUGGUUCCCAAGCUCAAAACCCUCGCCCUUGGUGGUGAGCCACUCAGCAAAGUCGACAUCGAGACAUGGGCACCACACGUGCAACUUAUCAACGGGUACGGUCCGUCCGAAUGUUCCGUUGCCGCUGCGGGUGAUCCACAUUUAAAACCAAACAGCGAUCCAUCAAAUAUUGGCCGCGCCGUUGGUGGACUUUGCUGGAUCGUCGAUGCCGAGAACCACGACCGGCUCGUUCCACUAGGCGCCGUCGGCGAACUCUUGAUCUCCGGUCCCAUUCUCGCUCGUGGAUACUUGAACGAUGCAGAAAAGACCGCCGCCUCUUUCAUUGAGGACCCGACCUGGACCGAAGGCUGGUCGCUGACACCAUCCAAUGCGACCGUGUUGAGUGAAAGUGCUUCCAUGCGCUUUUACAAGACCGGUGACUUGGCCCGGUUUAACCUUGACGGCACCAUCCAGAUCCUGGGUCGCAAAGAUACCCAAGUUAAACUUCGUGGUCUACGCGUGGAGUUGGGUGAAAUUGAGCACAACAUCGCUCGCCACCCCCACAUCAAACAUGCUGCGGCAUUCCUUCCCAAGGCUGGGCGUUGCAAGGAGAAAAUCGUCGCCGUUGUAUGCUUGAAAGACUUCGCUCAGGACUCCAAAGCUGGCGACUCCAGUGCGCCGAUCGACGUGCUAUUCGAAGAUGAGAGACCAGAUGUCAAGGACCAGACCGAUGCAGUCCGGAACCACCUGCGCGGCUGUGUGCCGGAAUACAUGGUUCCCGCCGUAUGGAUCGUGGUUGAGGCAUGGCCGCUGUUGGUGUCCGCCAAGCUCGAUCGCAAGCGGGUUUUCAACUGGUUGUUGGAUAUGGAUGAGAGCCUGUACAAUCGCCUUCUAGGAUUACUCAGUGCUGAUUCGUCAGAAAAUCGCUCCUUGGAUGAGGAGGCCGACUUGGAUCUGUCAGAGGUCGAGCGAGCCCUUCGAGACAUUUUCGCUGGUGCCCUGAACACUCCCACUCACAGUCUGCCGCUGGACAAGUCUUUCAUCGCGCUUGGUGGCGACAGUCUCGCUGCCAUGCGUGUGAUCUCACAAUGCAAGCGUGCUGGCUUGAAUGUUACAGUACAGGACAUGAUGAAGAGCAAUGGCAUCAAAGACCUGGCUGGCCGUUUGGAGAAGUCCUCUGGUCUGAAACCAAAGUCGAGCAGUUUGGAUGCCUCGUUUCCACUUUCCAGGGCUCAGCAAUUCUGUCUGGGUGACGGGAGGGCGGCAAACCACCUCACGCAGAGCAUUCUCUUGAAAUUGGAUGCUAGUGUUUCGGCUGCUCGGGUCAAGGCUGCCCUGGAGGCUAUUGUUACCCGCCACUCCAUGUUGCGGGCGCGCUUUGCUGACAUUGUAGAGGACGGCGCCGUUUCCCUCAAGCAAACGAUCGCCUCUGAGGUUGAGUGUUCUUACCGCUUCCAACAUCACCGCAUAGAACGUCCUGAAGAUAUCACCACCAUCGCAGCCUCAGCCGACGCGGUGUCACUCUCUGGACCCAUUUUCUCUGCUGGUUUGGUUUCAGGAACAGAAAAGCAACUGUUGGUCUUGAGAGCCCACAGUGCUGUGAUCGACACACCCUCCUGGAACAUCAUCAUCCGACAGCUUCAGAACUGCUUGAGUCUCUCAGAUGGGCCUAUUCCGGACGAGAAAGCCGAGGAGCCAGUCUCUUUUCAGAACUGGGUCAAUUUUGAGAGAGAGUCAUCGGGCGCCGAGAUUGCAGUCGCGCCACGCGCUUUGGCAGCCACGGAAGUUGAUAUGGACUACCAGGCAGUGGAGAUUGACCAGGAAACAGCCACUCUGCUCUUGAGCGACGAAGUACACAGACCACUGCGGACUGACGUUGUCGACUUGAUAAUGGCAAGUCUGAUGCUCUCGUUCAGCCAAAUCUUUGGCGACCGCGAGACCCUGCCUACACUUGCUCUGUGGGAGGAUGAGCGUGGACUUGCGUUUGAAGAUUUCGGCAUUGACCUCUCGCAAACCGUUGGUCGAUUCGAGACUCUCCGUUCAAUGGCUCUCGACACCGCCGAUAUGAGCACCACCGACGAGCAAGUGCGCAUGCUGAAGGGAAUCAAGGACGCCCGGAAAACGAGAAUGAAGUCAAGCAGUACUGAAAGCCCAGAGAUCUCGUUUCGCUACCGCAAUCUGUCGAACGUGAUUGACGGUCCUCGCAGUCUGGUGCAGAUUAAGCCGCGCCCGGUCUUCCUUCCUGCUCCCGGCGCCGCUCCUUUGGUCAGCAACAUCUCCAUUGUGGCGGAAGUUAUCGAUGACAAUAUUCAGCUUGCGUUCUCUUUCAAUAAGAAGGUUGUGCAAGAGACCCACGUCAAGGCUUGGAUCGCGACCGCGCAGGAAACACUUGCUACCCUCGUUGUCAAGAUGAUGACCGCCCCAGUCGAAUACACUCCAUCAGACUUUCCGUUAUUGGGCGAGGUCAGCUACAGCACCCUGGAUAACCUUAUCUACGACAAACUGCCUCAGAUCGGCCUCAUUCCUGGGCCCGAGACCUCGUUGAUCGAAGAUAUUUAUCCAUGCUCACCCAUGCAACAGGACCUGUUGCUUAGCCAGCACCGGUCUAAGGAUGACACAUAUGAUGUCUACCAUAUCGCGGAACUCAGGUCGCGCGAUCCCAAGGAGUCGGUGUCCGUUGAGCGACUUGCGCGGUCGUGGGGCGAGGUUGUGCAGCGACACACAUCUCUACGCACCAUCUUCGUUGAAAGUGCCGACGUCGAGGCUCAAUUCAGCCAAGUUGUGCUAUCGCACACCCAGCCCAAUAUCUCAAUCGUGGACUGCUGCCCUACUGAUGACUUCGCUUUGGUCCUUGCCAACCAAGACCCUGUCUCAAUCAGAGGACCCGAACCUGCCCAUCGACUCUCCAUUUGCCGCAUUGCUGGAGCCAACCACGUUGUGAUGAAGCUAGAGAUCAACCACGCCAUCGUGGAUGGCGUAUCCGCGGCCGUGAUCGUCCGUGACCUACUGCAGGCGUAUGAUGGUCAUGCCGCCAAGUGGGAGCCAGCACUGCCGUUCCGCAACUACAUCUCCCACAUUCGACAGACACCUCUGGCCUCAUCAAUCGACUUUUGGGCAGAAUACCUGAAGGAUCAAAGUGCGACCAUGGUUCCUAGGCUGGCCAGUCUAGAAACCGACAAUCAAGGUGAGAGGCAGUUGAACGUGGUGUCGGUUCCCCUGAAGGAGGAAGGGGUCUCCAAUGAGGCACUCCUCGACUUCUGCCGGAAGGCCUCAGUCACCCCUGCCAACGUGUUCCAAGCCGCCUGGGCCCUGGUACUCCGCGCCUAUGCUGAGUCGCCCGAGCAAGUCUGCUUCGGUUACCUCUCGGCGGGACGCGACGCUCCCCUGCAGGGCAUCCAAGACGGAGUGGGUGCUUUCCUCACUAUGCUGGUGAGCCGUCUGUCUUUUGCAACUGAGAACGCAGGUGCCAAUGCUACCACUGUUAAUACACUACUGGACGCCGUGCAAGUUGUUGCUGAUGACUACGUCAACGCUCUGCCUCACCAGCACGUUGGUCUCUCCAACAUCCAGCAUGCACUCAAGACAGGAGGAAGUCCACUUUUCAACACUAUCGUUACGGUAAACCGCGAUGUUGACAGCCCCGCCGAUUCUUCACUCAUCUUCAAGAACAUCGGGGAUCACGAACCCGACGAGUAUGCUAUCGUCCUAGACGUGCAGCUCAACGGUUCCAACAUGGCGCGAGCUUCCCUCCGUCACUGGACCGAUCAUUUGACACCUAAACAAGCAAGCAAUAUUGCCAGUGCGCUUGGAAGUGCUGUUAAAUCUAUUAUAACCCGACCGGAUACCCCUAUCAGUGAGGUGAGCCUUGUGGGGGUUGCCCAUAAACAUGAACUAUUGUCCUUCAACACCCACCCGCUGCCACGGGCAAACCGAUUGAUCUUCACCAAGUUCGAGAAACUCGCUCGCGUGCAGCCUGAUGCCCAGGCUGUGUGUGCUUGGGAUGGCGAAUGGACGUACUCGCAGCUCGAUGAGGUAUCUAACCGCCUCGCUCACUACCUUCGUGCUUUGGGGGUAGGUCCCGAGGCCGUAGUGCCACACUGUUUCCCCAAGUCGGGCUGGACUAUCGUGACGUGCCUUGCAAUCCUGAAAGCGGGUGGUGCAUUCGUAGGUCUGGAUCCGACACACCCAAGAAAGCGACUGGAAGGCUUGGUCCAAGAAGCUGGAGCCACGGUGGUGUGCGUGGCACCGCAGAAUAGGCACUUGUUCGAGGCAUGCGACAGCUUGAGCAUCGUGGCGAUCACUCCCGAAUUUGUUGCCAAGCUCCCUUCGAAGUCAGGGCCGGCAUGUGGUUCCAUCCAGCCAAACAAUGCAGCUUGCGUCGUUUUCACGUCUGGUACAACAGGCCGCCCCAAGGCUGUAGUGGUGGAACAUGCCUCGAUGGCGACCUUGUCAGAUCUCAUGGGUCCGGCAGUUCGCAUCGGCCCAGAGGCUCGCGUCUUCCAGUUUGCCAGCUACACCUUCGAUACAUCGAACCAGGACAUCUUCACGACCCUACAACGCGGUGGCUGUAUUUGCGUCCCCUCGGAUGACGACCGUGUCAACGACAUCCCUGGCGCUUUAAACCGCCUCCGCGCUAACCACGCCCAUUUGACCAGCACAGUUAUCAGUCUCAUGCGCCCGGAGCAGGUUCCUCAGCUUCGAUGGCUCUUCAGUGCUGGAGAGCCCCUUACCAGGGAGAACGUGGAGAUCUGGGCGCCAGCGGUGGAGCUCUACAACAGUUAUGGCCCGGCCGAGUCAUCUGUUGCCGUCACUUGUACUCCCACCCGCCUGAGCGUUAAUGGCAGCCCAGCAAAUAUUGGUCAGGCCUUUGGUUGCCACGCAUGGAUUGUCGACCCUAGCGAUCACCACAAGCUGAUGCCUCUGGGGGCUGUGGGCGAGCUCCUCCUUGAGGGUCCGCUGCUUGCACGUCAUUAUCUAAACAAUCCAGAGCAGACAGCAGCAGCCUUUGUCCAAAAGCCGAAAUGGGCAAAGAGUAUGACUCCGGACCGUAACCGACGCUUCUACAGAACCGGUGAUCUGUGCCGUUUCAACCGGGAUGGUAGUCUGACCAUCAUCGGCCGCCGGGAUAGUCAGAUCAAGAUUCACGGCCAGCGCGUUGAGCUUGACCACAUCAAGUACGAAGUCCAGGCACAGCUGGCCCAGCUUGACCACUCGAGUCUAGUGUCUGUCGAUGCCGUGAUGCUUCCAAGCAGCCAAACUCAGCACCGAACCCUGGUAGCAUUCGUUCAGUUCCUCGAUGAGUCGUCCUCAAAGCCGCUGGACACCUCGCCAACUCCCAUGACCGAGACACUCGCCCGCCUGUUUUCAGACCUCAAGGCAGCCCUCAAAACCAGUCUGCCCCAGUACAUGGUCCCCGCCAUGUUCAUUCCAAUCACACAGAUCCCGCGAACCGCAAACGGCAAGUUGGCUAGAAAUGUCCUGCGCGAGAUAAUCGCCUCUCUCUCGGAGUCCGAUGUUUCCCGUUACAUGCUACAGGGUGAUACUACGAAGAGGGCACCGACGACACCCCGUGAACAGAAGCUGCAGGCUGCCUGGAGUAAAGUGCUUAACCUGCCUAUGGAGAAGGUGGGCGCUUCUGAUGACUUCUUCCAACUUGGAGGCGACUCAGUCGUGGCUAUGCGGCUUGCAGGUGCUGCACGAGUGGCAGGCAUGUCCUUGACUUUCGCGGACAUCUUUGCGCAUCCCGUCUUGUCCGAUAUGGCUCAAGUCGUGCGCAUGGGCGAUGAAUCUGGUGAACCGGGAACAGAUGAGACGGCAUUUGACCUUGUCCCACUGUCAUCUACCUUACCACUGCAAACGAUUCGCGCCGAAGCAGCAGCACAGUGUGGUGUUAGGCCCGAGGCCAUCGUCGAUAUGUACCCGUCCACCCCACUGCAGGAGGGCCUGAUUGCUCUUUCCAUGCGACAAACCGGAGCGUACAAGGAUCAACGCAUCUUGCGCCUCACGGACCCGAAUUAUGACGUGUCCAGAUUCCGCCGUGCGUUUGAUGCUGUUGCCUCCGCCGAACCCAUUUUCCGCACGCGCUUUGUGAGCGUCAGUGGCGCUGGACUGCUCCAGGCGGUAUUGAAUGUCCCGGUUAACUGGACCAAGAGCGACAAUCUGGCCGGGUAUCUCGAGGAGGAUUUGAACGCUCCAGUGACCUAUGGAAGCGCGCUAAUUCGCCUUGCCCUGGUAGAAGAGCAGGACGGAGAACGCUACAUCGUGUGGUCAGGACACCAUGCGCUGUGCGACGGCUUCAGCAUGGACAUCACAUUCGAACAAAUUGCCCAUGCAAUGGAACACGAUGGUUCCGUCGUGCCCAAGCCGGUGUCUUUCAAGGGAUUCAUCCGCUUCUUGCAGGAUCAGGAGCGAGACAGCUCUGCCAGAGAGUACUGGCAGAAGCAGUUCCCUGCUGAUGGCGAGGCACCACCCCAAUUCCCUCCUCGGCCACAAGGCCACCAGGUUGUCCCUCAUCGCGCGUGUCGCUUGCAAUUCCAGCUGAAUCGUCCGACCGGGACCAAGAUCUCGGUGACGAACUAUCUGCGCGCCGCAUGGGGUCUAGUCGUGGCUCGACGCAUGGACAGCUCUGACGUCCUGUUCGGCGUGACCCUUUCUGGCCGAAACGCCCCGGUUGCGGGUAUCUCUACCAUGAACGGGCCCACGAUGACAACCGCCCCGUUCCGCAUGACAGUUCCAUUGGACGGCGAGACAACGGUCGCACAGUACUUGGACUCCCUUCACCAGCAGGGUAUGACAAUGAUGCCGUUUGAACACACCGGCCUGCAGAAUAUUCGUCGACUCAAUGAGCAAGCUCGUGCGGCUAUCGACAACAUGGGACAUCGUUUCGCGGUGGAGCCGAGCAUCGCGGACGUCAGCGAGGCCCUCGACGGAAUGGAAAUCGUAACCGCCGAUCUGCCAGAGGGCUUUUACACGGAUGCGUUGGUCAUUCGCAACUACGACCACAGUGACGGAGCAAUUGUCGUGGAAGCCCGAUAUGAUCAUACUUUGAUCUCUGAUCGAGAUAUGCAGAGACUGCUCAGACAGUAUAACCAUGUCGUCCAGCAACUGACCAGUCAACCGGAGACUUGCGUUCGCGAUAUCCAAGUUCUUAGUCCAGAAGACAUGAGCGAGAUCACCGCAUGGAAUGGUGAUCUGCCUGAGACAGUACAAGGGUGUAUACAUCAACUUGUCGCGGAGCGAACCAAGGAGCGUCCAGACGCUGAGGCUGUGUGUGCCUGGGACGGAAGCUUCACCUUCAGAGGACUGGAUGCAGUGACGGAACGCCUCGCAGCCCAUCUCCAAAGCCUCGGUAUCGGCCCAGAAGUGACUGUCGCUCUUUGCUUUGACAAGUCCAAAUGGAAUGUCGUCUCCAUGUUAUCCGUCCUCAAGGCUGGCGGUUGCUACACGGCCUUGAGCCCGGCAUAUCCCGCCGCUCGCAUGCAGGAUAUUCUCCAGGACGUCCAAGCACCCUUGGUACUUUGUUCACCCCACCAUGCGGAUAAGUUCGCCGGCAUGGCACCAAAGGUUCUCCCGAUCGAUGAUGCCAGUUUCGAAUAUAUACCCAAACAAACAACAGCUGACCGCGUCACGUCCACCGUGCAACCAUCCAACGCAGCUCUGAUCGUUUUCACAUCCGGCAGUACCGGUAAGCCCAAGGGCGCAAUCAUCGAGCAUCGAGGGUUGUGCUCCAUGCAGCACUAUGAAGGACCUCAUGUACAAAUGGGACCGGAUACUCGCACCCUUCAAUUUGCCUCACAUGUCUUUGACGUGUCCAAUUCGGAGGUCUUCACAACCCUGAUGCGGGGUGGCUGUGUUUGUGUGCCGUCUGAGACUGAGCGACUUAGCGACCUCGCUGGCGCUGUUAACAAAUAUAGAGUGAACUGGUCCUUCCAUGUUCCAACAACUGCAGAGACACUCGAUCCGGAGCAGAUGCCAGGCUUGAAGCAUCUGGCUUUGGGCGGUGAGGCCAUCAGUCAAGGGCUAUGUGACCGAUGGGCAUCCCGUGUGACGCUCCUCAAUUCAUAUGGGCCCUCGGAGUGCAGUAUCUGGACUAGUGCCUCGCAUCUGCAGCCGGGAACCUCGUCUCCGAACAACAUUGGCCGAGGACUGGGAUGCCGCACAUGGAUCACCGAAGCAAAUGACCACAAUCGUCUGGUGGCGAUCGGUUGCGUCGGCGAGCUCUGUGUCGAAGGCCCUAUCGUCACUCGAGGCUAUAAAGCCAAUCCGGAACAGACCGCUGCUGCCUAUAUCGAGAACCCGAAAUUUGCACGGGAGCUGGGCAUCCAAACCAUGCGCAUGUACAAGACAGGUGACCUGGUGAAGUAUGAUGCAGACGGCACUAUCCUCUACGUUGGUCGCAAGGAUAGCCAAGUCAAGGUCCGUGGGCAGCGCAUUGAGCUGAGUGAGGUGGAACAAAACAUUGUGGCCCAUGGUAUUGAUGCGGAUGCCGUCGUGGUUGAAAAGAUCUUCCUGGAUGGCAACAAAGACCGCGUGGCUCUGGCGGCAUUCCUAAGGCUCAAUACGGCCUCCGAGUUAACUGAUGCGUCUGAGUAUGUCGAAAGCUUGGACGUCGUCCGUGACCAGCUCGUCGCCCUGAAGAACCACCUUUUGGAGACAAUCCCUCCCCACAUGGUUCCUUCUUUCUUUAUUCCCAUGCGAUCCAUGCCCGUGACACAGACAGGGAAGAAGAACCGCAAGGCGCUCCGAACACUUGCGGCGUCUUUCUCGUCCGAGCAACGACAAAAAUAUGCUCUGGACGAUGAAGCCGAUUCCUGCAAAUCUAACGGAGGUCGUGCAUGCACCAGCGAGGCGGAGAAGCGACUCCGGGGAUUGUGGUCGGAACUUCUCGGGAUCUUCCCAGAGGAGUCAAUCUCGGCCAACGACAACUUCUUCCAUAGGGGAGGCGAUUCAAUUCAAGCCAUGCGACUGGCAGCCGCCGCUCGUCGCGCUGGCAAGGCGCUGGCAGUGAGCGACUUGUUCCGCAUGCCGCGCCUGUAUCAAAUGGCCGAGCUCUGGGAAAGUAGUGUGCAAAGCCAAGAUGCAAACAUUGCGCCUUUCUCUCUGCUUCAACCAGAGAUCGUUGAUGACGCUAUUCAGGAGGCCGUUCGCCAAUGCAACGUUGAUUCGAGCGAUAUCGAAGACAUUUAUCUCUGUUCAGCGCUGCAAGAAGGUCUCAUGGCAGUCUCCACGCGGAAGCAGGGCUCCUACAUCUCAACAAGAAUCUUCGACUUGCCAGCCGAUCUCGACAUCGACCGCUUCAAAGCAGCAUGGCAAAAGGCAGCUGAUGUUUUCCCGAUCCUGCGGACACGCAUUGUUCUUGGUCGCGCGUCCGAGUCUCUCCAGGUGGUGGUCAAGGAGAAGUUGACCUGGCAGACAAUCACCGAUGAGACAUCCUUUAGCCUUCCUAUGAUUGAGUACGGAGGCCGGCUUUGCUCCUUUGCGAUCGAUAUUGAGGCACGGAAAUUUGUCUUGGCCCUCCAUCACGCUCUUUAUGAUGGCUGGAGUGCCACGGUGCUGCUUGGAGCUGUGGAGAAGUUCUACGCGGGUGAGCAAUACCAGGUGGGACCAGGAUAUAAUGUCUUCAUUCGUCAUCUCUCUCAGGUUGAUCAGUCCGAGUCGGACAGCUUCUGGAAAGAUCAACUCACUGGUACACCCGCUCAUUUCCCCAAAUUGCCCUCUAAGACAUACGAGGCGAAGAACAGUGCCAACGUGUCUCACACCAUUCGUCUACCGGCACCCGAGCAGCAACCGACUGGAAUUCUCAAGUCAACGCUGCUGCGAGCGGCAUGGGCCAUUGUGAGCUCCAGACAUGCCGGGUCGAAUGAUAUCACCUUUGGUGCGGCACAAUCAGGUCGCGACUGCGCUGUCCCUGGCAUCGUUGAAGUUGUCGGGCCGACCGUGACUACAGUACCAGUUCGUAUCCAGCUCAACGACGACGAGGCCAUCGUCAACUUCCUCCAGCGCGUCCAAGAACAAUCUGUCAGUAUGAUCCCGCACCAACAUGCUGGUGUGCAGACGCUUCGGCAGUUAGGAAAGGAGGUCCAAGCCGCUCUCGAUUUUACCACCUUGUUCGAGUUCGGAGAGGAUUCCACCCAGAAAGGCUUCAUCACAGAGAUAGAGAUGCCUGAGCUGCUGGACGGAUUCUGGUCAUAUCCUAUUGUCUUCGAGUGUCAUCUGGCGGAGAACGGGGAGACUGUCAACGUUUUGGCACGACAUGAUCCGACCGUUAUCCCCACACACCAGAUGGAAUGGAUAUGCAAGCAGUUCGAACACGUUGUUGACCAGCUCUAUCGCAUGGCGUCCGACGAGGUGCAAGCUAACAAACUUCGUGACCUCGACAUCUUCGGCCCAAGUGACUUUACCCAGAUCGAGGCCUGGAACGCUAGAUGGCCUGCGGGUUCCAUCGAUGGUAAGGCAGUUCACGAAGCCAUUGCGGAGCAAAGUCGACUUCGUCCUCACAACCUCGCCCUCUCAGGCUGGGAUGGUGAGAUGACUUACAUCCAGUUAGAGCACUACGCAACCAAGCUAGCCAAAACACUUGUUCUGAAGGGCGUUGGACUCGAAGUCAUGGUGCCUCUAUGCUUUGACAAGUCAAAAUGGGCGAUCGUGUCCACCAUAGCUAUCAUCAAGGCUGGAGGUGUCGUUGUGCAUCUCGGACCUACUCACCCAGCCAACCGCAGAAAGGAAAUCUUGAAGACAAUCGGAGCCGAGUUUGUAUUGGUCUCGCCACAGCACAGUGGCAUUUUUGAUGGUGCCGCUGUUACAACUAUCCCAAUCAACCAAGAGUACUUGGAUCGCCUGCCCGACGUUGACUACGUUGAACUGCCCAAGGUCAAGCCCUCGAACGCCGUCUAUGUUUGCUUCACCUCGGGAAGCACAGGUCGGCCCAAGGGAAUUGUGGUCGAGCACGGCAACCUGCGCAUGAGCGCACAAGCACACGGUGCACAAUUCAAGGUCAACCCUGGCACCAGGGUGUUCCAGUUCUCGGCUUACACUUUCGAUAUCGGUCUCGGUGACAUUUUCAUCUCACUCCAACGCGGAGCCACCAUCUGCACGCCAUCUGACUGGGAGAGAUUGAACGAGCUUCCCGGCGCCAUCACCAAAUAUAAGGCGAACUUCAUGUCAGUCACCCCAUCUGUGGCCAAGCUCCUCCGCCCAGAAGCUGUUCCGACACUGCGAACCCUCGUCCUCGGUGGUGAGGCACCCACUCAAGACAACGUCCAAACCUGGUCGGAUAAACUGAACCUGAUCAUUAUUUGGGGCCCAGCCGAGACCACCAUCUAUGCAUCUGCGACGCCCCCGACAACCCGGGAAACAAGUGCACAAGGCCUCGGAAACCCAAUGGGUAGUGUGAUGUGGCUCUGCGAUCCAGACAAUCACGACAGACUAGUACCCCUUGGUUGCGUCGGAGAAAUUGUUGUCGAAGGUCCCCUCGUCUCGCGAGGCUAUCUCAAGGACGACGCAAAGACGGCAGCCGCAUACAUCGAGGAUCCAGCCUGGGGGAAGAGGAUGGACAAGAGUGCUUCGCCUCGCAGGAUGUACAAAACUGGAGACUUGGCACGCUACGACGCCAACGGCUACAUGUUAUUCUCCGGUCGGAAGGAUAAUCAAGUGAAGCUCCACGGUCAAAGAAUGGAGCUGGACGAAGUGGAGCAUGGCAUGUUGAGACACGAAAGAGUGCGCCAGGCGGUUGCACGCAUUCCUCGCCACGGGCCGCUCAAGGACAAGCUGGUGGCCAUGUUGAGUCUCCAUGAUGUCUCGUCGACCAGCUCGCCCGUUGCCAACAAGAUAAUCGUGCUGGAUGAAGCCUCUCAUGGUAUUAAAAUUGGAGAGGAACUUGCUUCCGUGCGUGGGUUGCUGCAACAAAACGUGCCAAGCUACAUGGUGCCAACGAUCUGGAUUGGUGUCGAGGCCGUUCCAUUGAGCGCCAAUUCUAAGGUGGAUCGGAAGUCCGUGGAUGCUUGGAUGGAAGAGAUGGAUCAAGAAACAUAUGCCUCCUUGCUACGUGAGGGAGGUAGUGACAAGAAGGAAGAAGAAAUUCGUCGCCCAUCCACCCCAGUGGAGCAGAUCCUGUGCAACCUCAUCAGCAAGAUCCUCGGCUUGAACGCGGAGACACUCAACCUCAACUCCUCAUUUCUGGCCCUUGGUGGCGACUCCGUCGCUGCCAUGCAGCUGCGUAGCAAGUCUCGCGCCGACGGGGUCACAGUCUCCAUGCUGGACAUUAUCAGGUGCAAGAGCCUGGUGGAGCUUGCAGCAAAAGCGGAAUAUACUGAGCCAGCCGUGAAGAAGGUCCAGGACGGAUCUUUCGAACUCUCGCCAAUCCAGCAAAUGUACUUUGAUUUGGUAGGAUCUGCCGCGGAUGCAAACAUUGGUCAUUUCGACCAAAGCAUUCUUCUGGAAGUCAACAACUCCGUGCCUCCUCAAGCAUUGCGACAGGCGCUGGUGCAGGUCGUUCGCCGGCACUCGAUGCUCCGCGCCCGGUAUUCACGGAAUGAUGCCGGCCAAUGGUACCAGUACCUUGCUGAAGACUCGGCAAACUCAUUCCAUUUCAGUGUCGAAGACGUGGAAGAUGGUUAUCAAGUUUCCAACAUACUUAGAAACAUGGGCGGUGUGUUUGACAUCGAAACGGGCCCAGUCUUCGCUGCCCGCGUGUACAAUGUCCGUGCAGAGCGCAAGCAGUUGAUGUUCGUUCAUGCUCACCAUUUGGUGGUGGAUGUGGUUUCAUGGCACGUUCUCCUGGGCGACCUGGAGCUGGCCAUUGCCACUGGCAGCUUGGCUGGCCCAGCUCCGCUCUCUUUCCAGAGUUGGUUACGUUCUCAGAAGGAGAUGGCACAGUCUCUCGAGCCGAGAAAUUUGCUACCAUUCGCUAACACAAGCAUGCCUGCGGCCAACUUUAACUACUGGGGAAUGGGAGGCAACAAGUCCAACAGAUACUGUGACGCCGUCGUGACUGAUUUCUGGCUCGAUGAGACACUAACAAACCAGUUAAUGAGUGUCAGCAAGGGGGCUUCGAACGCUGCCCCUGUAGAUAUCGUUCUGGCCUCUCUUCUCCACUCCUUUGCGGCUGUCUUCCCCGACCGCGCCGCACCACCAGUCUUCUCCGAGGGCCACGGUCGCGAGUCAUGGAACAACCAGGUCGAUCCUUCCGGCACAGUGGGCUGGUUCACGACUAUGAGCCCACUGCAUGUAUCUGAUCUCGAGUCGGACAUCAUCGCAACCGUGCAAACAGUCAAGGACUUGCGCCGCAGCCUACCCGCCAACGGCAUGUCCUAUUUCAGCUCCAGAUACCUGUCUGAAAAGGGACGCAAGGCCUUCGGGUCGCAUUUCGACAUGGAAAUCAUGUUUAACUACCUUGGCCGCUCCUCUGAAGUUGGGUCGGAGAACGCCCUUCUCUCGCAUGCCGAGCUUCCAGACGGCGCGACUUUCGACCAGUUGGUCCAAGAUGAAAAGCUUCCUCGCUGGUCUCUUUUCGACAUCGUGGCUCUUGUUGUGGGUGGUAAGACUCACGUCACCAUGGCCUAUAACAAGCACAUGCAACACCAGGAUAGGAUUGUUGAGUGGGCAGCCAAGACAAAAUCAACGCUUAGCCUUGCCAUUGAGGUUCUCAGUGGUGUGAAAAGCCUACCCCCCACUCCCACUCCCACUCGCACCGCCCCUACCCCUACCCCUACCCCUACCUCCACCCCCAAACCCUCAAUCGUGCAGCACCAGCCCCAGGAUCAAUGCAUCACCCUCGACAACAUUGAAGGAAUUUACCCCUGUGCCCCAGUACAGCGACACAUGCUCGCAGAGCGCGAAAAGUACCCCAACCGCCGCCUAUACGAGAUGGACUUCACCUACCACGCCCAUACAAUCAACGGUGUCGUCGGCGUGGACAGAGUCCGCGACGCAUGGCACCAGGUUGUGCAACGUCAUCCCGCACUUCGCACGGUAUUCCUGCCCAGCAUGUCUUCGCCGGGCUCAUACGACCAAAUUGUGAUCCGAAACUGGUACCCUGAGGUCCCCGUGAUCGAGUGCGCCAGCGAAGAUGAGAUGACGGCUCGAAUGGACGCCUACCGAUCAGUCAACUACAGCCUCUCGAACAGAAAGCCACACCAUCAGCUCACCUUGUUCCGUACAACCACAAAGGACGGGGUGAAGAAGGUCGCCUUCAAAACCGAAACAGACCACACCCUGACCGACGGCGUUUCUGUCGCUCUGAUCCUCCGUGACCUGAUGCAGGCAUACGAGGGCAAGCUUCCCACCACCACAGCCCCGUCUUUCGGCAACUACUCGGUCUGGCUGCGCAGCAUGAGCCAGGGCGAAACACUAGUCAAGGACAUGGAAUACUGGCUAGAGUUCUCACAGAGCGCGGGAGCAUCGCUUAUCCCUCAUACCGAUGCCUCAUGCCUUGUGCCCUCGCAGCCCCGGGUCCAUAAGACAAAGACCAUCAACCUCGAUUCGGAGACCACCAGCCGACUACCCGCCUUCUGCGUGCAGCACGGUGUCACGAUGGCAGCCUUUCUUCAGACCGCCUGGGGAAUGGUGCUACAGCACCUCACCGGGUCGGAUAAGACCCUGUUCUCCUUCAUGACAGCCAACAGAGACGCACCGUUCACCGGCGCAGCAGAGACAGUUGGUCCGCUCAUUCAAAUGCUUUUGUGUCGGAUCGAUCUCAGCAACAGAGCCAUUGGUGAUGUGCUUAGGCAGGCACGAGAUGGUUUCCUCGAGUCGCUGGAGCAUCAGUACGGCCUGGCACAGAUGGAAGACGUGUGGCAGACCCCAGCAUGGAACUCUCUUAUGAGUUUACAGUAUAUGGACUCGCGGGUGGGUCAGAAGGCCACCGAGCGGACUGAACUCGAGGUUGAGCUUCGUUCGGCAGAGGAUCCCACUGCUUGGGACGUGUCGAUUGGCUUGCAGAUCCACAGUCGUGGAGAUGGCGUCACAGAGGUUGAUGCGGAGCUGGGAUACUGGUCUGAUGUUCUCACGGAUGAGCGGGCGGGAUACGUGAAAGAGUUGUUUGAAGAUUCUGUGAAGAAGAUGAUUGAAGGAUAUUGA
Molecule: messenger RNA, 16467 nt
Organism: Aspergillus piperis CBS 112811
Lineage: Eukaryota; Fungi; Ascomycota; Eurotiomycetes; Eurotiales; Aspergillaceae
Product: peptide synthetase
Exons: 2
Coding region: 1-16467 (5488 amino acids)
Biological process (GO): secondary metabolite biosynthetic process; amino acid activation for nonribosomal peptide biosynthetic process
Cellular component (GO): cytoplasm
Molecular function (GO): catalytic activity; phosphopantetheine binding
Source: RefSeq, a predicted model, not a curated record